UAACACUAACAGGUUGUAACACUCAUGCCAUAUCUCUAUGCAGCAUAAUAUGAGGAAAUGCUGCGCCGGGUGCACGUAGGCAAGAACAAGGAAUGUACAUAUAAUUCUUUGAUUUUCCGUGUAUCUUUGAGUGGAAUUUGAUAAUGAAUUUGAUUUGAUAUUGAACUUUGAUAUUCUAUAGAGGUUGUUAAUCUUCUACUAUCGAUGACUGUCACAUAAAGUGUCAGUUUGACGCACGCUCUGAGAGCGAGUUCUCAAGACGUCGGUGAGAUCGUGGUCACGCCAUAAACCUAAGAGAUAGAUAGAUAGAGAUCGUGGUCAGAUCGAAGUGAACAAUGCUCGUGCAGUUGUUGUUGGCGGCUCAGGUGUUGGUGCCGGCGUACUCCGCGAACACCAGUCGUUACGCAUUCUACCGCGACAUCGGGGUAGGGGUAGAGGGGUCGCGGCGUGUGUUCGGAGGUGCAGUCGCGGGGGUCGGGGAGGGUGGCACUGCGUGUGCUUUACUAGACAGGUUCUGGGUGGCGCGAUGCUCCGGGGCCGUGCUGGCGCUACGCUGGGUGCUCACUGCCGCUCACUGCGUCUCGCCGCGCCUCUCUUACGUCAAGUACAACACGCGAAGACACCCGACCACCGACGGAGAUGUCGCGCCCGUUCACUAUCUGUACAUGCAUCCAGGUUACAAGGUGGUGCAGGAGGACGAGGGUCACGGCGUGGACGUGACGGUGCUGCACCACGACGUGGGUCUAGUGCGCACGCGCUCCGACAUGCUACUGGUGGCGGCGCCUUCCCGCGAUCCGCUCGUCGCCAUGAAACUGUACGACCCAGAGGAGAUUACCGGUGAAGAAGUGCAAGUGUUCGGGUACGGCCGCACGGAGCGGUCCGUGCUGGGUGAGGAGUUGUUUUGCGUGCGGCUAGUGAUGUCCAGGUGUGCUCGUGGCUCGUGGGUCCACUGCGUGUGCGGCGCCGCAAGGGAUCUACGCGGGGUCUGCUCGGGGGAUUCCGGAGGACCGGUCCACUAUAAAGGGGUUCAGAUCGGCGUGACGUCGAUGGGUCCGGUGGAGUGCGGGGGCGGCGGCGGGGCGGCGCGGGGGGCGACCAGCGUGUUCACGGCGCUGCGUCGGUACGCGGACCUCAUCAACGACACCAUACACGACACGGACUCGGCGCUGCGCAUGCGCGUCAUAUCGCGCGCCUCGCUGCACUGUCUCCGCGACCACGUCAUGCUGAGCGCUCUCACACUGCUCACACUAGGAGUGUUGUCGUGAACUUUUGUUUGAACGUUUGAUAAAUAAAAGUGCGAUAAGGAGCAAG
Molecule: messenger RNA, 1311 nt
Organism: Bombyx mori (domestic silkworm)
Lineage: Eukaryota; Metazoa; Arthropoda; Insecta; Lepidoptera; Bombycidae
Product: chymotrypsin-2
Exons: 4
Coding region: 336-1265 (309 amino acids)
Biological process (GO): proteolysis
Molecular function (GO): serine-type endopeptidase activity
Source: RefSeq, a predicted model, not a curated record